Messenger RNA from Megalopta genalis, 9246 nucleotides. Lineage: Eukaryota; Metazoa; Arthropoda; Insecta; Hymenoptera; Halictidae. The record is from RefSeq and is a predicted model, not a curated record.
CAUAUAUUUUUUGUUAUAUGUGCAUACAGAAACAAUUGAAAUUCACAUUCAGAGUGUUAUCAAAAUUAUUAUUGCAAGUAUACUAAGCUAUAUUGUAAUGACCGCAUAAUUCUUAAUAUGUAGUAAAGUGUGAAAGGGUUACGGGACUUGGUCUGGAUAGGCAACGAUUGUGAAGACAUAGAUCGAUCUAUGUAAUCGAGAAAGAUUGGUGCUUCAUUUAAGAGGUUGUAAUAUUAUAAAACGUCAUGAAUAUACAACAAAGCACAGAACUGGUCAUUUUCGUUACUCAUGUUGAGCCAGAGGAUUCAUUCCUUAAAAUCUGGGGCCAAGUUGAUAGAAAUGCUGGAACAUGCGUAGAACGUAUGAUUCUGCCUCUGGUCGAACAAUUUGCACGAAGUCAUGGUUGUAUUGGAUCAAGAGCUGGCUGCUUACGUAUAAAUGCACUUUGUUGUGCUAGAUUUCAAAAUGAAGGAUAUUACAGAGCAAAAGUAAUUAAUAUAAAUCCAGAUAAUACGGUAGUUUUACAGUUCGUCGAUUAUGGUAAUAUUGAGGUAUUACCACCUCAAGAAAUUCAUUUGCUUGAAAAUAUAACUGGUUCCGAGUCUCUAAGGUCUGCUCCACCUGCGGCAUUUGAAUUUAUAUUAAUGCACGUAUUACCGAUGAAUGGUAUCUGGGAUAAUGAAAUAAUUGAACUGAUCAAGAAAACAUUGUGUUACAAUGAAUAUAAAAUUUCAAUCCAAGCUAUAAUUAAUAAUCGUCGCUUCAUUAAACUUUGCUUUAAUAAUGAGGAUUUCAGUGAAAUAUUAAUCAAAAAACACAUGGCAAUAGGAACUACGUUACAAGAAAUGUUUAGGCCAUUAAAAUGUAUAAGAGAACCACAAGUGCCACUGGUAUAUCAGCAGUCAGACAAAUGCUUUAUAAGUAACAAUCGUGCUUCAAUGAUACCUGUGCAGAAUGUAAAUCCAUUUCAUUGUGGUGGAAAUGAUAUGCAUGGAUACCAAUCGAAUGUUCCUUUAUGUUGCACAGCUCAACAGAAAUACAUGAUGCAGUCAUCUGUGCAAGAAGCUCUUGUGUUUAAAUCACGUGUUUUAGAUGUACCAUCCAGACAUGAAGUACAUGUAUCUUCCGUAGAAGAUGGUCCACAUAAAUUCUCUGUACAACUUGAAAGUACAUCACAAAUAUUAAGCUCACUCAUGAGAGAUAUUAAUAGGCAUUCUAUAGAACCAUUGCAAGAACCUCCUUUACCUGGAUCAGUUUGUUUGGGCCGAUAUACGAAAACUAAAGUAUUAUACAGAGCUGUUGUAAUGUCUGUAAUGGAAAAUAAGUGCAAACUUUACUAUGUUGAUUUUGGUCAUACAGAGGUAUUACCAUACACAGAUAUUUUCCAACUGCCAUCUCAUUUUAUUAAUCCCAAAGUGCUUUCCAUUCGUUUUACACUCAGCGGUGUCCACGAGUUAAAUGUCACGGAAGAAAUGAAAGAAUACUUCAAGCAAAUUGUAUCGGAUAAACUGCUUGUUUUGCAUGUUUGCUCGCCGGAAGGGCCACCUUUGGUUCAGUACGGAGAUUUAUAUGAUAACGGGAAGAACAUAAAAAUUAUUCUUAGACAAGCAUUUCCAACACCGACAGUACUACCUAUAUCUUUUGGAUAUCAAGAAGCAAGGAAAUUAUCGAAAGAUGCCGAAGAAAUUGUACAUGUUUCAUUUGUGGAAUCUUGCAGAAAAUUUUUUGUACAAUUACAUAGCAAUGUGGGAUCUCUGGAAUCUGUAAUGGACUGUCUAGCAGAAUUUUGUCAAUCUGCGCCACCCAUAUUGAAUUUAACGAAAAUAAAAAUUGGUCUUCCUUGUGCCGCUUUAUAUGAUAAUCAAUGGUACCGAGCACAAAUUCUUGGUGUAAAUGCAAAUAACGUAAGGGUAUUAUAUGUCGAUUAUGGUAAUGAAGAAACUGUUACCGUAACUUCUCUUCGUUUGAUGCACGACGACUUAAUAAAACGAUUGGAAGCUCAAGCUAUAAAAUGUAUUUUAAACGAUUGGGAGCUUUUUCCAUGUACUCAAGAAGUCUAUAAUAAGUUUGAGUCAUUGACCUUGGAGAAACGUUUGCUCUUAAGAGUAAUAGACGUAAAGCCAGAUGGUUUAGUUGUAGAUUUAUAUGAACCUAAGACAAUGGAAAGCAUUAAGUCUCAAAUGUUACAUAUAAUUGAGGAUGAGAGGAAGUCGGUAACUGAACCAAACUAUCAAAGUAUGGAAAAGCAAAGUACUCCUAACAUAAGCCCGAAAAGUAAUCAAAGCGAGGAUAUAGAUAGUUGGCAUAACAAGAAUAAAAUAGACUCGUGGAAUGAAGCACAGAAUACCACCACUGUUCAGGAAAAGCAUAAAUCUAAAUCUUGGAAAGAUAAAUCUAACGAAGAAAAUCUAUACGAAAGGAGUAAUUUUCAUCGCACUGAUUCUAGAAAUGAAAGAUCUAACAAUAAGGAUGAUUUCUCUAAUACCAGAAAUGUAAAGGAUAAAUGGAGUAAUAGAAAUGAUUACAAUGAUUCUCUUAAAAGUGGCAAAGGUGGAAGUAGAGGUGGUAGAAGUAGUCGAAAUAAAACUUCAGGACAUGGUGCAAAAAGUCAUUCUUCCGAUAAAAGCUGGAGCGACAAAGAUUCGGACACAUCGUCUAGAAGCAGUGGCAGACGCGGAAGAGCUAGUACAACGCGCGGUAGUUAUUCAAAACGUGACGGAUUUCCUGGAAAAACACAAAAUAGUAGAUUCAGUGAUAGGGACAAUGAUUUUAACACCAAAACCGGGAAAACAAACAGUGACCCAUAUCAUGGAAAUAACAAAUCUAAAGAUCGAAAGGGACAGGGAUACAGGUUAACACAGUACAAGGUAACCACCGCAAAUACAAACAAUAUGGAAGAAGAACGUCGAUACAGUCCCAUACGAAGUAGAAACGAUUUUCGUAUUCCAGCUCCUAACAUAGUCAUUGGAUCUACAAAGAAUUGUGAAGUAGUUUUCACAAAUAAUCCAUCUGACUUUUUUGUUCACUUAAGUUGCGAUUAUACUGCAUUAGAUACUAUAAUGGAGACUAUUGCGUCGAUCUAUGAAAAUGGUGGAGAAUUAAUAAGAGAAUCCAAAAUAUUUAACGGUUCAUACUGCAUUGCUCAAUAUUCAGAAGAUUCAAGAUGGUACAGAGCUAUAGUUAAAUCUAUCGAAGGAACUGUUGCAACUGUUCAAUUUCUAGAUUAUGGAAAUACAGAAACAGUUGGUUUUGAUAAAAUCAAAGUAAUCCAAAAGGAGUUUCUAAAACUUCCAGUACAAGCUGUACACUGUAAAUUAUUUGGUAUAAAAAACAUCACUUUUAACGACAUUCAAAUAAAAGCUUUUGAAGAAAAGGUAAACGAAAAAAUGUUGGAAGCCGAAUUUGUUACCGAAGAAAAUGGUAUAUAUAGCGUCAUGAUACGCGAAGUAGUUGAUGGUCGUCCAAACAAUGCUUUCAUAAAUGAAGAAUUUUGUGAAGGAGUGAAUUUAUUGCAAGCAAAGGAGGCUGCAAUACAUCACAGUGAAACAAGUACAAAUGUAAAACAACCAAUUGAACCUGAUUAUGCACCUUUGGAUGCUGUCUGGUCAACAGUUUCCCAUACACCAGGGACUAGGAAGGAUGUGAUUGUUACAUGGUUUACAAAUUCUAAUAAUUUCUAUUGUCAAGCACUGGACAAUGAAAAUGAAUUUAAGGCCAUGAUGAAUAAAAUUCAAAGAAUAUAUAUUGGGAAAGAAUCAGUGUCAGAUACGUUGAAGAUUGGAUCACCUGUGAUAGCAACAUUCUCUGAGGAUAAAGCUCUUUAUCGUGCAGAAAUUGUAGGGUUAGGCAAAUACAACAAUCUUAUUCAUUACAUAGAUUUUGGCAACAAUGCUACGGUUGAUUUCGAAAAUAUUUAUCCUGUAGAAAAAGAGUUUAUGCAUCUGCCUAAGCAAGCAUUUCAAUGUUCUUUAUUAAAUAUUAUUCCAAAAGAUGGACUCGGUUGGUCUAAUGUAGAUACCAAAGCAAUCGAUAAUUGUUUUAAUGGUGACAAGUAUACAUGCACUUUCCAUGGUAUUGAGGAAAAUAAGUACUUAAUUUCGUUAGAUAAUAAUGGAAACGAUGUUGCUAAUAUGUUGGUAGAGAAAAACCUUGCAGCAUUUGCCUCAGAAGCUAAAUCCGAUGAUAUUGCUGAUGGUAGCAAGACGAUAGCACCUUCAAUCUCGAGUGAGAUUGAACGAGUGGAUAUAAAUCUUUUAAGUGGUCAGACGCUUAGAGUAAAAGUAUCAAGUGUGGAAAGUGUGACUAAAUUUUAUGUUCAACUUCCUUUUGCCACUGCAUGUGAAAAUUUGGUAAAUACGUACAUGGCUGACAAAAAUCCGAAGGUGAUGCAACGAUUAUCAGCCCAUGAGAUAUGCCUAGGCACAGGUUGUUUGGUUUAUUCGAAUGGAGUUUGGAGGCGAGCUGUAAUCUGUAACCAUUCACAAUCUGCAGGCUUUGAUGUAAAAUUCAUUGAUACUGGAGCUUACGAUGAAAUUCUCUCAGACUGCAUGUUAGCAUUGCCUGGAGACCUCUCAGUUAUGCAAAAUCAGGCGGUAGAAUGUUCUCUUAUGAACGUUACAUCGUCACCCGAAGCAGAUGCAUCAUUAAAAGAAUCUGUUGAAGGAAAGGAAGUAAUCAUGUAUAUCGAUCAAGUUGACAAUAACAGACUUGUUGUAAAGUUGUUUAGUACUGUGGGUGAUAAAAUUAAUAUUUCUGAAGAUAUUAAUGAAAAAAUAUCACCGAUAUGCCCAAUGCCUAUUUUAAGUUCUACUCAUAAAGUGCUAGUAUCGUACGCAGAUCAUUCUGCCAGCAUAUGGUUACAACGUAAUGUAGAUUAUGCUUUGGACAAAAAUUUAAUGGAAGCGAUGGACAAAUAUUAUGCCGAGACUGGUGAAUCGGUGGAACCUGAAGUAGAUUUAUUGUGUGCUGCAAAAAGUGCCGAUGGUCAUUGGUAUCGUGCCAAAGUCAUAAAUUGUACAGAAACCAAAGUUUUUGUGAACUACAUUGAUUACGGCAACAACGAAGAAGUUACUCAUGACGUAAUAAUGACUUUGCUUCCAAGCUUUCAUGUACCGUAUCAAUUAUCUAUCAAUGUGUCGUUACCAAUAACUCUUAGAGGCACGAUAUCUGAACAAGUAGAAAUACUACAAGAAUAUUUGUCGAAUAAAGAAUUUACAGCAGUUUUUCAUAACGUAAAUAAAAAAUGGACAGUAGAACUGCUACAUAAUGGAGAGAAAAUUAGUGAAAAAUUAGGAGCUCUUAAUGUAUUUUCACAACAGGAGGUGUCCGAAACAAUUGAUGUUCAUAACAUGGAAAUAGGUCGUAAAUACGAUGUACGUGUAUCGCAUGUAGAUUCUCCAAGUCAGUUCUGGCUUCAGUCUAUACAAGACAGUACAAACCUUUCGAAGAAACAAUUUGAGCUUCAAACACAGGCCCCUACAUUCGCAGAAGUAGAUGGUGUACUAGAAGUAGGAAGUUUGUGCGUCGCGAUGUAUACCAUCACUAAUGUAUGGUAUAGAGCUGAGGUACUCGAUGCGGAUGAGGAUAUAACAACCGUGCGGUUCGUCGACUAUGGAAAUACCGAUGUUAUCGACAAUAACUCCGGAAAUAUUCGGCAAAUUCCAGAUUCUUGGAAAGAAAAUAAGGAGUAUGUGGUUAAAUGCAGACUAGAUGUAAUUCCUACAGAUUCAGAAGAUUGGAAUGCUACAACAUGCAAGAGAUUCGAAAAUUUAGUAUCGUCCGUUGAAUUGUUACAAGCACUGGUAAUUGCCAAUGGUAUUCCCAAACGAGUAGAUUUGUUGGUAGACGGUCAAAGUGUUAGCGACACAUUAGUAAAAGAAGAUCUUGCUGUAAUGAUUCACACCGAAGAAGAUUUGAUAGAUGAGAUUGUUGAUCUCGAAUUGGAUCCUCACUCUGCUUUUGUAAGUCACAUUAACUCUCCGAGUGAAUUUUGGGUGCAAGAAGAAAAGUCUGUUAGCGAUUUAGAAGUUAUGACUGACAGAUUCAUCGUGGCGCAUAUGUUUCCUAAAGUUGAUAAAAUUGAGAAAGAUAUGUUGUGCGUUGCCAAGUAUCCGGAAGACGAUUGCUGGUAUAGAGCACGCGUUAUAUCACACAAUGAAAAUGCAAUGCAAGUUCUGUACAUUGACUAUGGAAAUUCAGCUAUCUCUACCGAGAUACGUGCUAUACCCGAUGAUCUAACGAACGUGCCACCAUUAUCAAGAAAGUGCCGUUUAGUUAUGCCUGAAGGAGUCACAGAAUGGUCGCAAGAGGCUUGCGAAGAAUUUGUAAAAUUGGCUGCUGAUGGAGCAACAAUAUUUUUAUUAGAUGUAGUAAAUGAUGAUCAUGACGACAAUGACACAUCCUUGGUCAAAUUGACAUUAAUUCACGAAAAUGUAACGGAUCUACUUGCGAAAUUUUGUCAACAUUAUCCACCUAUCAUAGAGGAACGAUUACCACCUUUGGGCGAGGAAAAUUCACCGAAUGUAUUUGUUACUCGUGUUAAUUCAUUGGAUGAAUUCUAUGUUCGAACUGAAAGCAGUACCGCUGAUUUGAACAUAAUGUUAGACAGAAUGCGAACGGCUUACGAUUUUCUCCCAUUAAACACGAUCAAAGACAACAUAAUCUGUGCUGCGAAAUUCCCAGAUGACGGUGAAUGGUAUAGAGCUAAGAUUCUCUCACAUUCUGGAGAUUCUAUCACUGUCCGAUACAUUGAUAACGGUAAUACCGCGGUUACAAAUGAAGUAAGAAUGCUGCCUGCAGAUAUAGUAAAUAUACCUGCUUUGUCGAAAUGUUGUGCUCUAAGUAAACCAAAAACUAUAAAUUCUUGGCCUCUGGAAGCCCAUAAAAUGUUCGAAGAACUUUCAAACGAAGGCAAAACAAUAUUCCAAUUAGAAAUACUCGAUGACUCGUGUGAUCCAAUUAACGUUAAAUUGAGUCUCAAUGGGAAAAACGUUAUCGAUAUCUUAGUCUCAUCUUCUGGAAAUACAACGUCUUAUAAUAAGACAUUGCGAAACUACGAAGAAAAUGAAACGUUGGAAAAAUAUACAGUGGAUACAACUUCGUAUACAAGCGAGGAACGAGUUGAAGAUACAGAGAAACAGGACACAGCCAAUUUGUCUUCAAAUUCCUCCGUGGAACUCACUGUAGAUGAAAUAAUUCAAAAUAUGGAAAGAAACGUUACAGAUGAAGCAGAGGAAGAAGCGGAAUCUUUUAAUACCGAGCCACUCGAAGAAACUAAUAUCAAAACAAUAACAAAAACAUUCGAGAAAUUGGAAACGCAAGAUCGAUCCAAUUCAUACAAUAGUAGUUCUGAAAGAUCAGGAAUUGGUACGAGUUUCAUAGAAGUAAGUCAAAAUAAUGAUCGAGGCAAUUGUAAAGAUAAUGAGCAAACAGUAAAUAAUCUAGAAGAAUUUCAACCAAUUGUCAAAGAAAAUGUUGCAUCGAUUGCAAUGAAUACAAUUAUCUUAAAAACUGACGACGAUGCCAACGAUAUUCAGAAAGAACAAGAUAUUGUGGAAGAUGAUGACAACAACAUCCAAAAAGGAAAAGGCACAGUAGGAGAUGAUAGCUACAAUAUUGAGAAAGAAAAGGACGUUGUAGAACAUGAUGACAACGAUAUUCAAAAACAAAAGAAUAUUGUAAAAGAUGAGGCUAACAAUAUUCAAAAAGAAAAAGAUAUUGUAGAAAUUAAUGUUAACGAUAAUCAGGAAAAAAUACGCAAUACCGAAACCAAUGUUGUUAUCGAUUUCCAAAGAAAAGGAGACAAUAUAAUAAACACGGAUCCAGGAGACUGUAAUAGCAAAAUAGUAACCUGCAAACGUACUAUAAUUAGCAAUGAAAGUAUUUCGACUAAUAUUUUGUUAAAUGAUUUAGAACAACUGUCCCCCGUUGUUGAUACUGAAAAAGUUACAGAAGGUAAAAUCGAAGAGAGUAAAAAACAAGACAUUGAAAAAAUGACCAUAGGUGUAACAGAUACUAAAGACGAUUCGGAAAGAAAAAUUGCAGAGUCAAAAUCUGAAGAGAAUUCAAAUUAUGAAUGCAAGAUGUAAAUUCAUUAACUGAAGCAGCAGUCCCUAGAGAUAUUAUUGAAAUUAUCGAUGUUAAGAUCAUUUUCAAGUUGAAUGAUAUCUCUAAAACAUAUGAAUGAUUAUAUGCAAAGAGACUGACUUUGUAUUUAAACAUAUAUGUAGAAAACCGUCGCCAAAUAUUCAUUUUAAAUUAAUGUGCAUCGUUUAAUUUUUCAGACAGCUAUAUUUUAUUUUCAGUGAAUUUUCUAUACAAUAUUUUUGUUCAAAAUGUUCAAAACCAUGCUAUAAAUCCAUAGGAAAUAAUAUUCUAUCGCGCUUCCUUUGGAAAAGAAAUUUUAAUGGAGAAGAACAUUCCCAAAAAUUUACACUGCUUUAAAAGCCUAAAAAAAAUGUUAAAGUGUAAAUCAUCUUGUUUAUUUUUGUUAUUUUUAUGUUUCUAUUACUUUAAGAAUACUAGUGUGUAUUAUUUAAUUCUGUAUUAUACUAAACGAAAGAAGAGAACGCUCUGUUUUUAGUAACAUAAUAAGUCUGUUAGCAAUAAAUCAGUAAAUUAUACUACGAAACUAAUAAACUCGAAUUGCGAUUCGAAUUUGCAACGAAAACUAGAUGUUUUGAUAUAAUUUUACGAACACGUUACUCUCUUGGUAAAGUUUGAUAUAUUUCAUUUAAAAUUCCACAAAUACCGCCUAUAGGGAACAACUUCUUUAUUUGUGUUCAUGUGUUUUGCAAUUGAUAAUAUACAUAAUACUUUAUUGAUUGAUGAUACAUUUUUUGAAGACAUCUACUAUAAUAAAUCUGCAUACGUACACAUAAGUUACUCAUCGAUAAGAAUGUUGACGCUUUUUCUAAAGCUGCGGUAACAAAAGAAAGCUGUGUAGAAAACAGAGUAAUUAUUUAAAAUGAAGACUAGGGUUUCCAAUUAAUUAAGUAAUCACGUUUAAACAACUGCAAACAUUAUCUAGAUUAUAAUUAUGAAUGGGCUUACUAAUUGUUUGUGCUACAAACAAGUGUAUAAACACUAAUUUAAUUGCUUACUUCAUUUUGUUAAAAUUUACUAAAGCAUCAAAAUGCAGGUCUUAAGAAUUACUAGACAGUAAUGUUCACAGUAUUGCGUUCUUUAAUAAGUAUAUUAGAUCGUGUAAACACUUUUAUUAAAAUAAAUUAUAUUUUCUAAUACAAA